Neltuma alba is the source of this 1621-nucleotide messenger RNA. RefSeq names its product polygalacturonase-like. The record is from RefSeq and is a predicted model, not a curated record. Lineage: Eukaryota; Viridiplantae; Streptophyta; Magnoliopsida; Fabales; Fabaceae. The coding region runs from base 62 to 1345 and encodes 427 amino acids. Gene Ontology annotation, biological process: carbohydrate metabolic process. Gene Ontology annotation, molecular function: polygalacturonase activity. The transcript is spliced from 9 exons.
UUUUGUACUUUCAUUCAUUUUAUUCCAUUCCUUAAUUUUCUCACAAAAGUGAAACAUCAACAUGUCUCCAAAAAUCACUCUUCUCUCCCUCCUCCUCCUCGUUACUCUCUCAUUACCCAUUUCUUUUGGCUCUCACAUUCACAACUCUCACAAAUCUCCAAAACAUGAAAACUUUGGCCUCAUGAGAAGAUCUUACAGAACCAGUAAGGCUCCUUCAAACUCUGAUCAAGCAACCAUAAGCGUUGAUGACUAUGGAGCCAAAGCCAGCGGAAACGAUGACUCUGAGGCCUUCCUGAAGGCUUGGAAGGAGGCAUGUUCUUCUGGGUCUACUCUUGUUGUCCCUGAGGACAAGGUCUACCAUCUUAAGCCUGUGAAAUUUUCAGGUCCAUGCCAGCCAAAUACUGCUUUAAUGUUGUAUGGAACAAUCAUGGCGUGGUCUGAUAUGUCCGCCUAUGAAGACGAUCGAAAUUUUUGGAUUCAGUUCGUAGGAAUCAAAAACUUCAAAGUUGAUGGUGCAGGUAAAGGCAUUAUUGAUGGCAAUGGCAAGAUAUGGUGGCAGCAUUCCUGCAAAAUUAACCCAGACCAACCAUGCAAGGACGCACCAACUGCUGUAACUUUCAGCCAAUGCACCAACUUGAUCGUGCAAAACCUCAAGUUCCAGAAUCCGCAGCAAAUGCAUAUGAAUUUCGAUCAGAGCUCGAAUGUUAGAGCUUCAAGUCUGAUAGUGCAAGCCCCAGGAAACAGCCCCAAUACUGAUGGGAUUCAUGUGACAGCAACACAGAACAUGUUCAUCAGCAACAGUAUCAUAGGCACCGGUGAUGACUGCAUUUCAAUAGUAAGUGGGUCUAGAAAUGUUAGAGCUACAGAUAUCACCUGUGGACCAGGACAUGGAAUCAGUAUUGGGAGUUUAGGAGCAGAUGAUUCAGAAGCAGAAGUGUCAAAUGUGGAAGUGAACAGAGCAACAUUGAUAGGAACAAUGAAUGGGGUGAGAAUUAAGACUUGGCAGGGAGGUUCUGGGUAUGCAAGAGACAUCAAGUUUAUGAACAUUCAAAUGAGAAAUGUGAGCAACCCCAUCAUCAUUGACCAAAACUACUGUGAUAAAGGAAAACCAUGCCAACAACAGCAGGGAUCAGCUGUACAACUAAGCGAUGUGGUGUAUCAGAACAUAAGAGGAACAAGUGCAUCAGAAGUGGCCAUUAAAUUUGACUGCAGCCAAACAAAGCCUUGCACGGACAUAUACGUUGAAGAUGUGUACUUGAAAACACAAGGACAUGGUGGGGCUGUGGCUUCUUGUGACAACGUUAGAUUUGUCAACCGAGGAAACCUCGUCCCUCAGUGUUCUUGAACAAUAAUAUAUGAUCUACUUUCAUCAGAUCAAACCAAUAUAUUCACAAGUUAUUGGGGUUCUGUGAAUAUCAAUCUGUUCUAAGAAAUAAGUUAUAGAUCAGAGAGCAGGAAAAGGAAAGUAUAAGUUAGGCUUGUUUGGAUGUUUUAUUUAGGCCUCAAGAAGUGUAGUGCUUGACAUGUCAUUAUUGGUGCAUUUUCCAUGUAAAAGUUGGAAAAGCUAGCCAUUGAUGAUUCUAUAUAUAUAGAGUUUGAAUAUAUAUUUACAGUUUGAUUA